AUGAGGACAACUUCUCCUAGGUUAGACAACGAUCGUCGGUGGGAGUCGUCUUUUCACGUCGACAUUCUGGAUUUCACCGACGGCUUGGAUGCAUCAGAGUUUUUGGAUUGUAUGGCUACGGUCAAGACCGUCCUCGAUUAUUCAGGGGGCCUUCAGUGGGUCUGUCUGUUUGAUAAGCAUGUGUCGACCGAGAAUGAGGGUCCGUCUGGAUUUUAUCACGAGGAAGUGAAAGCUGAAACGGGAGAUGUGAUUGGUGAUGGGUCCACGAUUAUGCUCAUGGCAUCUAAGGAUCUCCACCAAAGGAAUGGCUUCAUUAAACUCAUCCACUUAACUUCCAUCUAG
This is a messenger RNA of Striga asiatica, 342 nucleotides long. NCBI's taxonomy places the organism in Eukaryota, Viridiplantae, Streptophyta, Magnoliopsida, Lamiales, Orobanchaceae. The record is from the annotation of a GenBank genome assembly.